GCAGGCCCGGCCCCCGCCCUGCGGCACCGUGAGCGGCACCAUGAGCGCCGCCGCCGGGCUGCGGCCGCUGCUCGAGACGCUGCAGGACCCCGCCGCCCCCGCGGGGGACCUCGCGGACGCGCAUCUCUCUCUCGUCAACCGCCUGUCUGGUGAGGAAGGCAAAGAAUUCGUUGCAGGAGUCAGAAAACACUUUCCUCAGCUUUGCAGAAUAUUUAAGGCACAUAUUACUAGUGAAAAUUCAGAGCUGAGUAACGCAGCAUUACAGGCCUUGGGGUUCUGUGUUUUUAAUUCGAAGAUCACCUCUGAAUUAUCUGCAUCUGAAGUAGAAGAUUUGCUUUCCACGUUGAACAGCAUUGCUGUGAAGACUUCAGACAAAAACACUCGCACUCGAGCACUUUGGGUGAUCUCUAAGCAGACGUUUCCUUCUGAAAUUAUUAAAAAGGAGGUGUCCAGUCUUAUUUCUACCCUGGAAACCAUACUUACUAAAGGAGAUGUACAGUCUAUGAUUGUGGAGUAUGAAGCACUGAAUGUUGUUAUACGCUUAAUGGAGCAAGCUCCAGCCCAGAUGGGAGAAGAGGCUGUGAGGUGGGCAAAGCUGAUCAUCCCUCUGGUCGUCCAUUCAGCUCACAAAGUGCAGUUACGAGGUGCCACUGCACUGGAGAUAGGCAUGCCACUGCUGCUCCAGAAACAGCAGGAGGUGGCAGCUGUAACUGAGCAUCUGAUGACCACGAAAUUAAUUGCAGAACUUCAGAAAUUAUUUUCUACAAAAAAUGAGACAUACGUAUUAAAGCUGUGGCCGCUGUUUGUCAAGUUACUUGGGAAGACUCUGCAUCGUAGUGGCAGUUUCAUUAAUUCUUUGCUGCAGCUGGAGGAACUUGGAUUCCGUAGUGGCUCACCAGUGGUCAAGAAAAUAGCUUUCAUUGCAUGGAAGAGUCUAAUAGAUAAUUUUGCUCUAAAUCCAGAUAUUUUGUGCAGUGCUAAAAGGCUGAAAUUGCUGAUGCAGCCACUGAGCUCAAUCCAUGUGAGAACAGAGGCUUUGGCACUGACAAAGCUGGAGGUCUGGUGGUAUCUACUCAUGAGGCUGGGACCUCAGCUGCCUGCUAACUUUGAACAGGUCUGCAUACCAUUAAUCCAGAGCACUCUAAGUGUAGAUUCUUCUGCUGCACUGCAAGGAACUCCCUCACGUGUGCCAUCCAAUCCUAAUUCAACAAAUACUCCACAGAAACCAGGUCCUUAUCCAUUUGCAAGUCCAGCCACACCAAGGAUGAACUUGAAUUCCAGUACUGCAGGACUGGUGGCAAUUCCUUCCAUUCAGCUUCUGGGAAUUGAAAUGCUGCUUCACUUCUUGAUGGGACCAGAAGUUUUGGAUUUUGCAAAGCAAAACAAACUGGUGCUUAGUUUAGAGCCUCUCCAGCACCCCCUGAUCGGUAGCCCAUCCUUUUUUUGUAAGCAUGCCAGCACAUUUAUAAAUGCAGUUCAGGAUGGAUUUAUUGCAGUUGGAAAAGAAGUUCCUGAAUCUGUGCUGAAUAAUAUCUGGAAGGACAUAAAUGGGCAUGUGAAAACAGCUAUUGAAUCAGGUAAUAAGAAAGAAAAGCAAGGAUCAGAAAUGCUGACUAUGUUGCUCCAGGCCUUAAAAAACAUUGUUAGAUCAAAUUCUCUUCCUGUGCAGAAAAUACUGUCCCUCAUUGAUAUCACUGUGAAGGAAUUACCUCCCAAAGUAUUGGGAUCACCAGCUUAUCAGAUUGCUGAUAUGGAUCUUUUAAAUGGAACACCAGCUUUGUUCUUAGUUCAGCUGCCUUUCCAUAACAACCUCUUGGAGUGGUGUGUGACAGAUGAGAGAUUCUUCAUCAUUCUGGAAACUCUUAUGCACUAUGUUUUAUCUGGGCCUACAUCUCCAUUGGCUUUCAGUGAAUCUGUGCUGUGUGUUAUUAAUCAGAACGCCAAGCAGGUGGAAAACAAGGAGCAUCUUUGGAGGAUGUGGAGUAUUGUUGUUCACCCACUGACUGACUGGAUUAAUCGGACUAACGAAGUAAAUCAAGGUGACGCUCUGGAGCACAACUUCAAUGCUGUCUAUAAUGCUCUGUUGCUACCAGUAUCCCACAUUUUCCCUGUUCAGGAAUUUCCACAGCCAACUAUGAAAUCCUUGCUGCGUGCUUGGUCAGACCUGUACAGAGCAUUUGCUCGCUGUGCUGCUUUGGUUGCAACAGCAGAAGAAAACCUGUGCUGUGAAGAACUGUGUGCCAAAAUAAUAUCUGGGCUAGAAGGUGAAACUCCAGUAAUGUCUGCAAUGCUGGAUGGUCUCACCCAUGUCGUGGCAGUUAUGGUGGACUGCAUCAACUUUGCACCCUAUGGUAUUAAAUAUCAGCCAAAAAAUAGAUCUCCACAGACACCUAGUGACUGGUCUAAGAAGAAGAGGGAGCCCCUUGGGAAGCUCUCCUCCCUGUUCAAGCUCCUGGUUUUGUUACUGGACUCAUUUCAUGCUCUCAGUUCUGAAGAAAUCUGCCUAGAACCACUGGCCUCUGUUGGUCAUUCAAUUAUUGCUGUUCUUCACAACAUCAUCAGCCACGUUUCUUUGCCGUCAGUGAUUGGGACCAUGUUUGCAGUUUUUUCAAAACCACUGGCAGUGUUUUAUGAAAAAACAAAGCUUGCUGAUGUACCUAAAGCAUACAGUAAUCUUAACAGCAAGCUUGAAAAACUCCUGGCUGAGAUUAUCCUGUGUUUACAGUCCCACUGCACGGGCUGCUAUGACAGUGAGCUGCUGGAGCAGCUUUCUCCAUUGCUCUGUGUGAUAUUUCAGCACAAGAGCAAACAGAUACGCAAGCAGUGUGCCAACUUCUGGAAUGCAACAUUUGCAAAGGCUGCAUCAUUGACGUACCCUGAAGAAUUAAAACCUGUGUUAAGCCAAGCCAAACAGAAAAUGCCACUCUUGCUGCCUGGUUUUGAAAGCAUUGAGAUAGCUGAUGAACAAAGCGGCCCAUUCUCUGAUGAGGCAGAAAACUCCCAAUGGGAUGCAAAACUGAGUGGGAUGGAAGUAAACUUGGGUCAGAAACGGGACUCUAUAUUGGCCCAGACAAGUGAACUAAAAAAUGAAGUAAAGGACAAGUCUGAUAACAUGCAAGUCACAUCUGCGAAGUUGAAAUUGGAGUUUUCAGCUUCAAAGCCUAAAAGUGACGUACUUCUGGAAGAAGAGAAGUCUGUUGAUUUUGUGUUCAUUCCCCCAGAAACAAAAGCAAGGAUAUUGACAGAACAUCAAAAAGAAGUGCUUAGGUCAAAGAGAAUUGGUAUUCCUGCUAUGUACAACAAUUUAGACUCAUCACAAGAUACUACCUUAUUUUCUCAGUAUACUCAGAGCCAGGAAGAUUCUUUGGAAAAGUCAUCUUUAAUAGAAAAUGCAAAAGAAGAUAUUAAAAACAAUCCUCAGGAAGAAAAUGAAAGGAGUGAAAGCUGUAUUGCUGAUUCAAAUGGAAUCACGGGGGACUGCAAGCUGGAUAAUCCUCUGGAGGAUGUGAAAGAGAAGUCUGCUGCUCACAGAGAGAAGAACUCAAUUUUAAACAGCGAAGGAGAAUCACAAGGGGAUGAUGCAACUGGAAUCAUUGAAGAGGAGUCAUCAGUUGGAGAAGGAUUAGAAAAAAGUCAUACAGAAACAGCUUCAAAGGAAUCCUUAGUAGGGAAUGAAAACACUUCAAAUGUCAGUAGCAGUUCUACUUCAAGCGACGUGAUCUCUGGAACGCCGCAGCCUGUGAGCCGACGGCAGUCUUUUAUCACAUUGGAGAAGUUUGAUAGUUCAGAGAGCAGGCCCUUCAGCCCUUCAGCAUUAAACAGUGCAGCAGAGAUGUCUCGAAGUGUUCCUGUGCCAGAUAAACAGGGAAAUAUAAACACGUGCAAGACUGGUCAUAAGCCGGGGAAGUCUGGGGAAGAGAAUAAAAAGUCUGAGCAAAUUUCUGCUGCAAAACGAAGGCUGACACGCAGGCAGAGUAAAAUGGAACAGCAUGGAAAUCAACAGUCCAAGUUAACUAGCUCAGAACAAGAAAACAGUGCACAGGAGUCUUUUGUUUCUAAUAGCAUGGAAAAUAGUCCUGAAUCAUCUUGCUCAAGGGAAGACACGGAACGUAUUCUCACUGCUCAGCCCCAACCUGUCAGCUCUACAGAGCCAGAAAUCAAAAAAACUGAAGGUGUAGUAGCAGAAAUAGAAAAGGUCCGGGCAUUUGAAAUGGAUUCUAAAGAAAAUACACCCCCGAAGGUGGCUGUGUCCUCUGAGCAGGUAACAGGUGAUGGUAGUCAGGGCCCACAUGCAUCUCUUAGUCAGAAAAUACUGAGACGUUCUUCGAGACGACGGUCAGAAAAUGCAGAAAUGGCAGCAGGUAGUCAGGAUAAGGAAGAUGGCUACCAAAAAAAAGACAGGCGUAAAGAAGAUGAAAAAGCUCUGCAAAAGAAGGUGCCCCAGACUAAAGAGGAUGCUUCCCAGAAGCAGAAAGCAGUUUGUGGGAAAGCUUCAGAAUAUGCAGUCAAGAAAGAAAGCGGCCUACCUGAGAGAAGUGCUACAGGGGACUUGGGCUCAAAGGAGCCUUCUGCUCCAAAGGGUGCUGAUGAGGAAGCAAACAGAAGUGCUAGGAAGUCAGAAGAUGCAUUGAAGAGUGACAGGGAAAGUCAGGACUGUAGCUCAGACACAGUAGGUGAGAAGAAAAGGGAACGGCCACGGUACCACACCAGGAGGAGUUCACAAGGAUUGCUCUCCAGCAUAGAAAACGCAGAGGCUGAUGGCUCUGAGACCAAGAAGGAAAGUUUAAAGAAAAAAUCUGGAAAAACAAAAAAUAAAAGUGAUUCUCUUGAAGGUAAAUGGAAGGAUGUCCAGCCAGACAGCCAAAGCCGUGAGGUGUCUUCUCAAAUAGAUGAAAGUAAGAAUCUGUUGGGGAUGAAUGAAAGCAAAUUAAGCAGUGAAAUCAUCACAGGUACAGCACUGAUGCUUGCACCAUCUGAUGUGAAAAAUAAAGUACUGCUUGCAGAUGCUGGCGAAGCGGAGGGGUCUGCCAGCUCAAAGACUUCACCUGAUACACAGCCUGCAAGCGUGGAACAAAGCAAAGCUGGUAUGUUGACAGAAUCUUUCGGUGACCCACGUGUGUCUGAUGAAGUUCUGAAAGGAGAGGAAAAUAAAUGCACUGAAAAGCAAGGAUCUGUGGAACAGAGUGUUCAGCCUGAGGUUGCACAAGGAGCAGACACUUCAGGUGGCAACCUUUCCUCUGCACAAAUGCAGGACUGUCAGCACAAGAGAAGCAGAAGGGUGAGAAAAGUGAAGAGCUGUGACUGCUGCUCGAAAAGGGUGAAGCUGCAAACAUCACUCAGUGAGUCAAAAGAUGAGGAUCCUCGUGAACUGAUUGAGCCCCAGACCACGCCAGUUCACACAGCUGUCAGUACAGCAGAGGUGUCUGGCAGCUCGAAUCUGGAGGAGAGUUUGUCCAUCACACCUUGUGCCAUGAGCACACCGCUGCCUCCUGCUAAGGAAUCCGGUAUGUUGAGCUUGGAAAGAGAGAGAACGUGUGAAGAUCAUCUGCAAGGAAAUUCUGGUGUUAACGAGGAAGAGGUAGAGAAUCCAGCACAUACAGCAGGUGAAAUGGGUGAUCCUGUAGUGGAAAUAAAAGUGAAAGAAGCUGAUGAGAGUGACAGAGCUGAGCAGUGUGUGUCUGUGUCUGAGUGUGCUUCGGAUGAGCACGGUGGCAGCUCUAUGGAUCAAAGCGAGGAAAAGGCAGCCGUAGAAAAGGAAGAAGAAAGCCAGCAUGGGGAAAUGGAGGAGAUCCCUGGGGUGUUGGCUGAUGGUAGCAAACCUGAGACAAAACAGAUGGAUGAGCUCGAAAGCAAUCAGGACAGCAAGGAGAAAGCUGAGAACGCUCUGGGAGAAGUUUGCGUUACUUCAGAUAACGAGAUGGGAGAGGAGCUGCUGGAAGCUGAGAUUACAAGGCCUGAGAACAUGGCUGUAAGCAACGAAGAUGUAGUAGAAAAUCAGAGUGCAGAUUCGCCUCAGAAGCCAGAAGGUCUGAAUUCUUUCAUAUCUGUUAAUGAGAGCCCCAGCGGAGUGCAGGCACGCUGCACGUGGUCUCCUUCAGCUUCUCCAUCCACCAGUAUUUUGAAGAGAGGGGUAAAAAGGCACCAAGAGGAUGAUUCCUUGUCACCUGCUAAUAAGAUUCGUCGGGUCUCUUUUGCAAAUCCUAUUUAUCAAGAAGGACUGGCUGAUGACAUAGACAGGAGAAGUCCUGUCAUUAGAUCCCAUUCUUCACCGUCUUCACGAAGUCUUAAAAUCUUAUCUAAUAUUCAGACUAAGAUGACAGAGAUGGUGAAGGAGUCACUGCCUUCCCCUACGGAAUGUGUGUAUCCUGCCUUAGUUGGGUGUAAGGCACCCGUUGAUGUAAUUUUACCUCAGAUCACAUCAAAUAUAUGUGCCAGAGGUCUGGGGCAGCUCAUUCGAGCGAAGAACAUAAAGACAGUGGGAGAUCUCAGUACUCUGACAGCAUCAGAAAUCAAAACUCUUCCCAUCCGUUCUCCUAAAGUUUCCAAUGUUAAAAAAGCUCUUAAAGGAUAUCACGAGCAACAGGUAAAAUCUCGAGGGUGUGAAGAAAUCGGAGCACUCGAAGAUGUGGAGAGGACAGUAAACAGUGCAGGGGAUAAAUCUCCUCCUGUGGAUGAGGAAAAACUUGCAACAGAUCUGGGUGAGCCCAUUGCCCUGAGCAGCAGCAGCCCACCCCCUGCAGAUCUUCUGAGCCAGCUGGAUGUGCUGGCUGCUCAGUUCACCUCCGAAGAUCUCCGCAGCUACCCUGGCAGCCGCCUGUUUGAGAUGCAGGAGAAGCUUGCCAGCAUGACAGACUGCAUCAUGAGAACCCUGCGGUCCCAAUGGAGGUCACCACCCCACGACAGUGCUGAGUAGUUGCUUAGAAUUCCUGAGUAAGGAGGAUUUUGUUACGAGUUUUUCCACAAAGUGUAGUUUUCUUACUGGUGAGUUAAUCCUUGAGCUGGAUGUUUUGUACUACAGAAGAUUUUUUAACACCUAUAUGAUCAAAAUGUAUCAUGCUUUACUUCCCCCGUUUGUAUUUUUAACUUGUAGGAUAGUUUAUUAGAGAGAUUUCUAUUACAUUGCUAUGCAUAUCUCUUUCAGGUAGUGAAAGAAAACUUGAUCAAGUUGUGCAAUAGCAAAGACUGUGAAACCAAACUAACAGAGUAGUUAAAUUAUUUUUUUUCAAAUCCAAAAAGUGUUCUUACUGCUGUAAACUCAAUCUAUAUGGUGAGAGAUGGCUCUCACAGCUCUGCUCUCGUGCUGCCCAUGUCUGCUUCCUUCAGAACUGCUGAAGCCCUUCAGCACUUCUGCACUGAGGUAAGCUCUGCUCAGUUCCCUGCUGACAGUGGGGACGGUGUGUGUGUUGUUAUCACACUAAAGCUGAUGACAAAAGCAACAUUGUGAGUGAGAGACUUCGCAGAACUUCUUGGCCUUUUCCUGUGUUCUAACAGCUUUGUUUGCAGCAGCUCUCCUGUGAUGGAGAAGACCCUUUUCCCUUUGUGGAAAUAAAUGAAUUUGACGUGGGUUCUUUGUAUAUUAUGUAUAGGCUUGUGAUUGCAAAUGUUAGUUAAUAAUUUAUGGUUUUUAAUUGCACGGAAUGCACUGCUGCUUCUCAGAGACCUUCAGAGUUCUCCAUUUUUACCCCUGAAAUCUAAUUUGUAUAUAUUGGACAUUUGUGGAAAGGAAUUGCUCCAGGUAUUAGAACUUCAACAUGUGCAAAUAAAAGAGCAAUUAGUUUCCAAAGUUGUUAAUGUUAAUCUUUAAGCUGAAAUGAAACAGACUGCUUCCAAAUCGUUCAUCCCUUCCUCAGAGUUGCUUUGGAGGUUAGGAGGAAGCUUGGAAGGCCCUCAGCCCUGCCUGAGGCAGGGGUGAGUGGGGCAGCAAAGACUGGGGUGUAUCUGAGCAGCAGGAUCCCAUCUGUACCCUGCUCAUGCAGCUCAGAAAGUAAUGAGCAAGACAGAGAUGUCUUAAAGGACUGAUGUGAUCAGUACCAGUGGUGAGUGGCUGGAGGUUUUCUUGUUUCCCUGAUAACGCUGCUUCCAAAUAUACUUCCUCAGGUUUAACCAUGUCUUGUCUCCAGGGCCCUGUACAAGCAGGGAUGGGCCCAGUGCGUCUCAGAAGGGCGUCAGCAUCCCCAUGUAACUUAUAUUCUAGCUUUGCUAUUCUGAAUCCCCUGUGAGAAAUGUUUUCCUUGCAAGCUGUACACCACAAUAUGCUGUGAAUUCUCUUUAAACAAAGGCUUCGGGGUUUAAGUUGCAAAUCUUCCUGCUAUGAGCUCACUUUGUAUGCUUUGUCCAAGAUAGAAUUGAGUGUUUUCCUGCUUCCAUCUUUGGAGGCUGGCUGGUACCAGGUGCUACCAAACAAAUAACCACGGUGUGUGGCUGUGAAAUAAUUGUUUGUCCAGCUUUUUCACCUUGCUGGGACUGCUGCAUCCUCGAUCUGCUCUCUUUCUGAAUGAAGCAGGAUUGUUUUAAGAUAAAUUUGUACUCUUCAGAGCGAAGAAAAACAUCAAACAUGCUGCGGAAACAUGAGCUUUAUUUAGUCACUAAUUUACAAGUAACAACUUUUGACUCCAGAACAGAAAAACACCUGCAUAAGAGCUCAGCAAGCAGACAGAAGAGGCUUUUGCUUUGUGAGUUUUCCCCCCUCUUUUUUUUACUUCCUCCCCUCCAGAUAAAUGUUGGCUUGAGAUCCUAAGCUUACAUGGAAAACAAACAUGUUUGAAAGUUUCAGAAGAGAUUCCCUCCUUCUGGGAGAAUGAAGAAAGUAAUGGUUGGUAGUUUAGUCUCCAGCACAGGUACAAAAGUUCAGUGAUACUGAACUGUGUUGUGAUUUUGGCAUUGUUUAAAACAUGCUGAUAGUACUGUAUGCUUAAAUGUUUUAAAUGAAGAUGUAGGCAAUUUCAGAAAGGUUUGGGACACCAGAAGCAAGGCAGCUCUCAUGAGCAGCACC
Molecule: messenger RNA, 8992 nt
Organism: Phasianus colchicus (ring-necked pheasant)
Lineage: Eukaryota; Metazoa; Chordata; Aves; Galliformes; Phasianidae
Gene: RIF1
Product: replication timing regulatory factor 1
Biological process (GO): telomere maintenance
Cellular component (GO): chromosome, telomeric repeat region; nucleus
Source: RefSeq, a predicted model, not a curated record